Chrysoperla carnea is the source of this 1638-nucleotide messenger RNA. Its product is annotated as 4-coumarate--CoA ligase 3-like. The coding region runs from base 2 to 1630 and encodes 542 amino acids. The transcript is spliced from 8 exons. Gene Ontology annotation, molecular function: long-chain fatty acid-CoA ligase activity. Gene Ontology annotation, biological process: long-chain fatty acid metabolic process; fatty-acyl-CoA biosynthetic process. The record is from RefSeq and is a predicted model, not a curated record. NCBI's taxonomy places the organism in Eukaryota, Metazoa, Arthropoda, Insecta, Neuroptera, Chrysopidae.
UAUGUCGUCAACUGAUGAAAAUCAAUGUGAAAUUUUUUAUGGUGGUUCCCAUAAAAUACCACCAUGUAAACAAAAUGUUGGACAAUAUUUUCUGGAUAUAAUGGCUAAAAAUCCAAAUAAAAUGGCCCAGAUUGAUCCAAUAAAGAAAAAAACUCAAACGUACGGCGAACUUAGAAUCGAUUCUAUUCGUUGUGCAUUAAGAAUGAGACAAGAAGGCGUGAAGCGAGGAGAUGUAAUAAUAGUUUGUGGACGAACUCAUAUCGAAUUAAGUACACCGAUAUUGGGUGCUAUGUAUCUUGGUGCUGCAAUUAAUACAUUACAUCCUGAUUAUUCACGGCAUGAAACCUUACGAAUGAUAAAUUUAACUGAACCAAAAAUUAUAUUCUGUGAUCAAGAAUCUACAAAUUUAAUGAAAGAACUCAUCACGGAAGCUAAAUUACAAAGUAAAAUUGUAACAUUUGAAACAGAUUUUAACUCAUAUUUAAAACCACAUAAAUCAACUGAAGAGGAUAACUUUGUAGCCGAAAUUGUGGAUGUAAACAAUGAUAUAUUAUUUAUUAUAUGUACAAGUGGUACAUCAGGCCUUAUUAAAGGCGUUACGAAAACUCACAGUGCCUAUUAUUUGGCUAUGAACUUACAUGCAAUUUUUAAGGAAGGUGAUGGUCCAAUGCUGUAUUAUUCGCCAAUAUCAUGGAUAUCAGCAAUCUUAUUUAUGGGCAUAAUGUUAUGGCAUGGCGAAUCGAAAAUCACUUGUGAAUAUGAUCCGAAACUCAAUUUAGAAAUUAUGGCCAAUUAUAAUAUAAAAUGGACGUUUAUGAGUUCAUUAAAAGUUAUGGAAAUUAUUCGACAUCCAGAUUUCCCGAAAUAUUCAUCGAAAAUCAUCAACAGUCUAAAAUAUUUAUACUUUGGUGGUAGCGCUGUAACAAUACAGCAACUAACCGAAUACCGAAGGAUAUUUCAACAUUCACAAAUUUUCAAUUGUUAUGGCUGCACUGAAAUGUCAAUUUUCCAUACAUAUUUUGAUCGAGCCAAGGACGAAGAUUUAAAAUUGAAUGUAAAGAAAAUUAUAUCAUCGGGUCGACCAUUUAUUGGAACAUAUUGGAAAUUAAUCGAUCCAGAAACUGGUUUAAGCGUGGGUCGAAAUCAAGAAGCUGAAUUACUAGUGAAGGGUGUACUUUUAACUACAGGUUAUUAUAAUGAUCCGAAGGCCACGGCGGAUGCAAUUGAUAAGGAUGGUUGGUUUCACACGGGAGACGUAGUGAUUGUGGAUAAUGACGAUUGUUUAUUUGUUGUGGGUCGAUCCAAGGAUUUACUGAAAUAUAAGGGAUGGCAGGUUUCUCCCAGUGAAUUGGAACAUAUUUUGGAGUCACAUCCAAGUGUUCAGAGUGCAUGUGUAAUAGGUAAACUUCAUGAAACCGAUGGUGAUUUACCACUUGCGUUCGUUGUGAAAAAGGAAUCAGCGGAAAGUCCUACAGAAACUGAAAUUAUCGAAUUUGUUGAUAAACAAGUUGUUGAUUAUCAAAGAUUACGUGGUGGAGUAAUUUUCCUACAUUCGUUACCGAGGACCGCAAAUGGAAAAAUUCGACGAAAUGAAUUAAAAAAAUUAUUGAAACAAUUAGAAAACAGCUAAGAAGAAAU